Malassezia pachydermatis is the source of this 1578-nucleotide messenger RNA. Its product is annotated as peptidyl-prolyl cis-trans isomerase. Gene Ontology annotation, molecular function: protein binding; peptidyl-prolyl cis-trans isomerase activity. The transcript is spliced from 6 exons. Gene Ontology annotation, cellular component: intracellular membrane-bounded organelle. The coding region runs from base 1 to 1578 and encodes 525 amino acids. Lineage: Eukaryota; Fungi; Basidiomycota; Malasseziomycetes; Malasseziales; Malasseziaceae. The record is from RefSeq and is a predicted model, not a curated record. Gene Ontology annotation, biological process: protein folding; protein peptidyl-prolyl isomerization.
AUGACGUCCACGCGUCCGCAACAGGUGGAUGUCGGCUCCCUAGAUGUGCCACAGUUGCUUGAUGUACGAAAGCAACUGGAACUGGAGUUGAAGCAGUUUGCGACGAUGUUUGGCCAGCUCAAGUUGGCCCAGUCGCGCUUCCAGAGCUGCUUGGAAAACAAAACCACCCUCGUUCCUCUGACAGCGUCGCUGUAUGUGCCAGGACGCCUAGCCGACCCCGAUAAAGUGAUUGUGGAUAUCGGCACUGGCUACUUUGUCGAAAAGACGCGUGCGGAAGCUCGGAGUUUGUACCAAGACAAAGUCAACUAUGUUGUGAAGAAUAUGGAGCAGCUGCAAGAGACCAUUCAUCGCAAGCAGGACAACUUGCGUGUGGUAGGCGAACUAUUGCAGGUGGAUGACGAACCCGGUUGUGUGUGCGUACCUGCAAAGCUGACGGUAGAUCUGGACAUUGAGUUUGUGAAUGGCCCACCGCCUUCGCGCCCAGGCGGUAACCGUAUUGUCCUGGAAUUGUACAAGGACAAGGUGCCCAAGACCGCAGAGAACUUCCGUGCGCUGUGCACAGGCGAGAAGGGCAUGGGCCAGGCGGGCAAGAAGCUCACAUUUGAAGGAAGUCUUUUCCACCGUGUGAUUCCACACUUUAUGAUCCAGGGUGGUGACUUUACCAACUUCAAUGGCACGGGUGGUGAGUCGAUUUACGGCGAAAAGUUUGAGGACGAGAACCUGGAGGGCAAGCAUGAUGAGCCCUUCUUGUUGUCCAUGGCAAACGCUGGUCCCAACACAAAUGGAUCGCAGUUUUUCAUUACUACGGUGCCCACGCCGCAUUUGGACGGCAAGCACGUCGUGUUUGGCCGCGUUCGCAAGGGCAAGGAUGUAGUUCGGCACAUUGAGCAGAGCAAGACAGGGGCCAACGACCGCCCUGUGGACGACAUCAAGAUUGCGGCGUGUGGCGAGUUUACGCCAGAGCAGCUGCAGGAUGCAUCGUUUGACUAUGGCAUCAAGCCUGACACCACAGGCGACAAGUAUGAGCCCUACCCCGAAGACUCCGAGUUGCCGCUCGAAGAAAAGCCUGAGACGGCACUGGAGGUGGCUGAGGACCUUAAGGCGAUUGCUGCCAAGCUUGUUGGCCAGGGCGAAUGGGGCUUGGCGCGUGAAAAAUACGAAAAGGCGCUCCGAUACCUCUUUGUGAACCCACACUUGCCUGAAUCGACGGACAAGACGUUUGCGGCGAACUACCGUGCGCUGCGUACGCCGCUCCAGCUGAAUGCCGCGCUAUGUGCACUCAAAACAGUGCCGCCGAUUGCGGAGGAGGCUGAAGCGCUUACGACGCAGGUCAUUGAACGCGGCGCCGAAGGUGGUUUGGGUGCGCCCACGGAGGCGGAAAUGGCCAAGGCGCACUUCCGCCGGGCCUUGGCGUACGCGACUCUGAAACGCGAUGACGAUGCCAAAGCCGAUCUCGACAAAGCGCUGACGUACGCACCGAACGAUGCGGGCAUUCUUAAGGAGAAGAAUGCGUUGGAAAAGCGCCGUCAGGCGCGUCUGGCCAAGCAGCGUGCUGCGUACAGCAAGAUGUUCUCAUAG